Messenger RNA from Drosophila takahashii, 1204 nucleotides. RefSeq lists its product as uncharacterized. Lineage: Eukaryota; Metazoa; Arthropoda; Insecta; Diptera; Drosophilidae. The record is from RefSeq and is a predicted model, not a curated record.
CUGGAGCGAAAGGAAAACAACAACAACCAAAAAAAAAGCAAUCGUGAAUCAAAAGGCGCACGCGGCAAAAUGUAAAAACUUGCUUAUUGGUUUAUUUUUAACAGUUGCCGUCAUCGCAGUCGCAUUUUGGCCGAACCGCUGGCUCGCGCCUCCCGCUUGCGUGUGUUAAUUAAAUUUAUUUCAGCCAUUGCCAAUUGCUGCGUAUAUUCGGCGGUAAUUAACCAGCCAAAUCCAUAUUGUAUACUACACAGUAUACGGUAUACAAUAAAACACAGCGCGCCUGCAGUUAGCCGCACGAUUUCGUACAGUUGAGACGCGCGUUUUUUGCGUUUGGAAUUUUUUUGUGGGGAAUUUCCACUGCAGCCCAGAGUCGCGAUGGUUUUGACGAAUUUCGAGUGCUGGGCACAUGGCGAUCCGUCGGCAGCCGCCACUUUCGAAACCGGAACACUGCGUCCUUCGAUGGACCCGUUCAAUCCACGUGCUGUCAACUUCAUGACCACCGACGCCAACAACAACAAUAACAAUAAUAAUAACGAAGUGGGGCAGUCGAUGCCUGGAGUCCUGCCCCUGGAAAUGGAAGUCCUGCGCUGCAAGAAGCGAAUGAAUCCUGGUCGCUCUCCUGGCGAGGAAGUCGAUCAGGAUCAGCCGGUGUACACCAAGCGCUGCCGCUACGAUGAAGCCGACCUGGCCGCCCAGUAUUGCAAUGAUUUCUUUUCGCUGCCUGCCACACAAAUAAUUGGAACACAGGCCUGUUUGAUGGAUUACGAGAUGCAGGCCACCGGCGGCAUGAUGAUGGAAUCGGAGACGAGUUUUCCAGCACACCAGCAGCAGCAACAUCCACAGCAGCAACAGCAUCAUCAGCAGCGCAUUCAUCAGCAUUAUCAAGAAUCCGCAGAGCAACGAGUGCCGCCAAAAUCUUUAGACGCUAUUGAGAAAAUCAAAGUUAAGUCAAUAGGCAGCGAGGCCGAGGCGGACUUGUAUAUAGCCACACACGGCGGUUGUCUGCAUCACUUCCGUAAGCUCAGCGGGUCGGAGCUAGAGGAGUCUGAUAUCUGAACAAUAGCCCAUAAGGCAGGUCAAUGUAGCCCCCAACUAACUGCAACUAACCUAAGUAGUAACAUAAGCUCUCGCAUAUCGCAACUGGAAGGUGCUUAGAAAUAGUAUUUGAGUUCAAAUAAACCAUAAGCAAUCAUUGCGAAGCCCA